This is a messenger RNA of Cercospora beticola, 3507 nucleotides long. Its product is annotated as Ark/Prk/Nak family serine/threonine-protein kinase. The record is from RefSeq and is a predicted model, not a curated record. Gene Ontology annotation, molecular function: ATP binding; protein serine/threonine kinase activity. Gene Ontology annotation, biological process: protein phosphorylation; actin filament organization; actin cortical patch assembly. Gene Ontology annotation, cellular component: cytoplasm. NCBI's taxonomy places the organism in Eukaryota, Fungi, Ascomycota, Dothideomycetes, Mycosphaerellales, Mycosphaerellaceae.
CCAGGAUUGACGGCCAAGGCACGCGCCUGGGCAUUGGACUGACCGAACGAACAAGACAUCUGCUGCUCUCGUACCAAAUCAUGCGUGCCUGAAGGUCUCUGCGUGUCCCGACACCGACCAUCAUCCUCGCCAUGCCAUGUCGCUAGCAUCACACGCCAACCCACCGCCCUUCCCAUGAGCUACGACGCCGCCUCGACACCGACUCCCGCAUCCUCUCCCUAGCUCGAGCACCUCUCACCUCCCACCACUGCUCCACGUAGUGCCUCGACUGCAACCAUGUCGAGCCAACCACCGGGCACCUUCCUCCCCAAUACCAAAGUUACCGUCGGCAGCCACAAAGUCUACAUUGAGAAAUACCUCUCCGAAGGCGGCUUCGCCCACGUCUACGUCGUCCGAAUCCCACGAGAUAACAACAAGCAUGAAAUCGCCGUGCUUAAGCGUGUCGCUGUGCCCGACAAAGAGCACUUGGCCAACAUGCGCACCGAAGUCGAAACUAUGAAGAAGCUUAAAGGACACAAGCACAUUGUCACAUACAUCGAUAGUCAUGCUAGUCAGCUGCCCGGAGGAGGUUACGAAGUUUUCCUACUUAUGGAGUACUGCAAAGGAGGCGGAUUGAUUGAUUUCAUGAACACGAGAUUGCAACAUCGUCUCACAGAACCCGAGAUCCUCAAAAUCUUUGGCGACUGCGCUGAGGGGUUGGCUUGUAUGCAUUAUCUGAAACCGCCUUUACUACACCGCGAUUUGAAAGUGGAGAAUGUUCUUAUUUCAAGAUCGCCGAGCGGGACGCCGGUCUACAAGCUGUGUGAUUUUGGAAGUACAGCUCCUCCAAGACCUGCGGCAAGGACAGCGGAGGAGGGGAGGUUAAUUGAGGAGGAUGUACAAAAACACACUACAAUGCAAUAUCGAAGUCCGGAAAUGAUUGAUGUGUGGAGGAAACAACCAAUCGACGAAAAGGCGGAUAUUUGGGCGCUGGGUGUGCUGUUAUACAAGCUAUGCUACUACACGACGCCUUUUGAGGCGGUGGGGCAGAUGGCUAUCUUGAAUGCGAGCUUCAAGUUCCCAGCGCAUCCGCAGUUCUCAGAAAGGUUGAAGAAGCUGAUUAGUUCGAUGUUGAAGGAGGAUCCGAAGAAUCGGCCGAAUAUUUAUCAGGUGCUGAAGGAGGUUUGCAGUAUGCGUGGUGUGCCGGUGCCGGUUCAGGAUAUUUAUGCGAAUCGGACACAGUCGGAGGUGCGAAGGAAUGAGGCUUUGCCAUCUCCUGAUGCCGUGUCGAAUGCUGCAGUUGGGCUCUCGAAAGCGGCGCCGCAGGUUCAAGUACAGCAGUUGCCAGAUAUCACUCCGAUGCGAAGAGGCAGGCCGACUGCGCCCGCUCAGCAAGGACCUGCGGCUGUGGCUUCUACCGCAUCUGCAGCUGCGAGGCCGGCACAAGGAGACCCAUUUGCGGCACUGGAUUCGAAGAACUACGACGAGCGAGCGGGUGCUGUGGACGAGCUGUCGAAGCGGUUCCCCAGUCUGGACGAGUUUGCGAUCGCUCACGACGGAGGCAAAUUUGCCUUCCCACCCACAUCUCCUCCUACAACAACAUCAUCCGCGAGGCCAGCUCAGAACAAUCUGAGCGAGAGAGUGACGAAUGCAUUGGCGGACGAGGUUUUCGGUGCAAAAGAGAAGCCAGCGCAAUCGAAGACUCAAGCUGCUCGGCCCGCGACUUCUGCUACAAACACACGAAGACCUUCGCCAGUUCGGACAUCGAACAAGCCCCCAACGAGCGAUCUUCGAUCUCCUCCGCUGCAACAUCCAAUGCCGAUGCGCAAUAUAUCUCCAUACAAGUCUACAGCUGUGGGAACAUCCCCUCCACCUACUGCUAUGAAGAAGAUGCCUGAUGUCAAUUCGCGGCCAAUCUGGCGAGUACCAGAGAGCAGUCGACCAGCGAGCCAGCCUCGAGCAUCAGAAGAUGCCCAAGCUGUGGCUGCUUCCUUGAAGCCAAGCCUGCCACCUACUCAGCGUCCAGCACUGCUAGAAGUGCAUCGUUCAAAAUCACAAACAGCCACCGUGCAGGCGGAUCACGCACACUCUUCUCGGCCAUCACUGGAAGGCGGCCGACCGUCUUCGCAGGACCUCGCACAAGCUAAUGAUAUCAGCCGCACCAAGUCUUUGAGCAACAGAUCGAGGCCUUCGAGCAUGUAUGUGAGCUCCAACAUGGAUUUCUUAAAGGAGCAAGAGCAGCAGCGCAAACGGCCUUCCUUGGAGAUUAGACGGCACAGUCGACAGCCUUCGCAGACGCGCGAGCCUGAGACGGAGGAAGCAGUCAUUAAUGAUGACAUGGAUUACCUGCGCAACACUGAGCAGAGCGAAAAAUCAUCGAAAGGGCAUCACAAGAAGAAGUCUAGUCUUGGGCAGAUCGGCAGCAAUGCCAAGAACAUGUUUGCUGGCCGUUUCGGCGAUGCAUUCAAGCGCUUCGAGAGUAGUGAAAAGCAGGGUCCCAUGACACCUGAAGCACGAGAACGUGAACAGGAGCCAGUGCUCUUGUCUCCGAUCACUGGCUCUGAGGCUACGCCAAGUCGACACUCGGAUCACGAGGAGGAGGAAGAGUUGCCGCCUGAAGUCAGACGAGAGCUUGAACGCAGGAGGCUGAUCGAGGAAGAGAAUCGCGUAGCUGCAGCUGCAGAGGAGUACAGGUCUCGCGUUGCGGCGCAGCCAAGCGGCGCACCAGCACCGACCCGAGCGAGCACUAUCCAGCAAAGGGUUCAGUCCUUGCUCGAUGAUGGACGACAAUCACCUGCUCCGCGACGAACAGCUGAAGGAUACGGGCGGUAUACUGAGUCCGACCCGCCACCUCAACCGCCACGGCCUGCUCAAGUACAGCAGCCACUGCAGAGCGGCUUCAAGCCUCCCAUCAUAUCGCAGAAGCCGACGGGCGUCAAUCCGAACACAUCAAACAAUCCUUACCCAAAGACGAGGCAACAGCUACCCGAGGUUCCAACUCCGAGCUACACUCCUCCGCCAGCUUCAGCACCCGCAGAGCAAGCUCCACUCCAGAGAGUCGUGUCGAGACCCAACGCACCUCCCAAACCGAAAGCGCUUCGAACCGGGGGACCAGUGCAAUGGCCACCUCCACAAUCUCCAGAGCAGGAAAAGACGCCACCAAGUAAACCUAGCGGCCUCGCAGCUCUUCUCGCGAAAGACCUUGAAGGCGUACCGGAUUAUCCUCCGGCUGGCAGCAGUGCGCCUCAACUGCAGUCCAACGCGCAAGCACCUUCGAAUCUGAUAGAGCUUUCUCCUACGUCACCGAAUGAUGUAGACAGCUUUAGUAAACGGUACCCGAGCUUGAGUGGGAUCGAAAUGGUGGAAACGGAAAUUGGAGGCGAGAGGAAAAUGAUGCGCGUUAAGGAGAUUUAGAGGGGCUCUUGGCAUGCGUAUCAAUAGAUGACUUGGGAUAUAAAGCGGGGGAAGACAGCUAUAUGGUAUGAGGAAGUGCUUGGUGGAUUAGCACGAAGCUCUGAUUGGGCAAAC